GCCUAAUCCAUUCUCAGAGUCUUCAAUACCCAAACAUGCGUGGAGGCUCUGCAUAUGUUCCCACUUGUCGUCGAGUGUUUCGGUGGCUAUGUGGGUAGCCUUGGAGUUUGGGUGAGAGAAGAGCAAGAAGAAUCUAAGGCUCUGAUCCUGAUAGGUUUGGUUGGCUGGAGAAUAUCAUUUAAACCGGAUUAUGUUGUUUUGCUUGAUGGAUAUCCGAAACUAGACCAUGGUGCUGUGCAAUUUCGGUUUGUUAUUGUUUUACCACCGAAUGCUGUACCAAUGGAUCACCUGAGGAAACCAUUCCUUACAACAGAAAUUCUCUCAAACUUUCUGAAUGCAUCAAUCAAAGAAUUUGAGCGGACAUUUGGCUGGAAAGUAAGCAGCUAUGAACGAUUUCCGAAGUUUGAUUCAGUAACAGAAUUCAUGAAUAUGGGUUUGAUUCCCAUUGGAUUCAUCCUUCUUAUACUAAUGCUCCUGCUUGCUUAUUGGUCUUCUACAAUCAGUCGUUCAACUGGUGGUAGUGAAGAUUGGUUUGUUACCGGAACAAGCGGUGGUAAGAGUUCAGCUAUGAAGAGAACUUUAGAAAUUAUUGAAGAGCAGAAAGCUUUAUUUUCUGAAAAGAAUGGACAGGAGUCAUGCUGUGCUAAACUUCCAAGGCUUUCAAUUCAGACAGUUUCCGAAACAAAAACGGAAAAGCAUGAGUCAGAUAAAAAUGUUGAUACAUCCAAGAACGAAAUUACCGAUGAAUGGAAUAAAAAACUAUUAAUAGAAUCGACACCAUUACAUCUCUCAAUAAUAGAGUCUGGAAGUACAUCAACAUUGGGUUCGACUACUGCUUUCAAAAAUGUCACUGAAAGACGAGUGUCUCGUCAGCGGCUCAGUUCCAUUGAUGAUGCUAAUUUUAAUACCAAGCGACAUCGCAGAAAGCGAUUUACUUCGAGAAAAAAGCGACUUACGCAACGGGAGUGGAAACUGACAAGUAUGGCGUUGAGUGGAUUUGGAAAAUCCCGAAGAUACUGAAUAGAAGUAUUUGGGAAUCAUAAGCAGGAAUUCUGCCCCUCCAUGUAACUAUAAGUCAUUUGUUAAUUAUAAAUUUAAUUGUGCCUUUUUUUUAGAUCAUUCAAAUGAUCAAGUAAAGCUUCCACAUUUCACAUUAUCUUUCCUGUCAAAAGAAGUAUAAAUGGUAAAUUUG
This is a messenger RNA of Loa loa (African eye worm), 1192 nucleotides long. RefSeq lists its product as hypothetical. The transcript has 7 exons. NCBI's taxonomy places the organism in Eukaryota, Metazoa, Nematoda, Chromadorea, Rhabditida, Onchocercidae. The coding region runs from base 55 to 1020 and encodes 321 amino acids. The record is from RefSeq and is a predicted model, not a curated record.